GUGCGAUGAUACUGACUAGUGUGUGUAUGUGCGUGAAUCUGAGUGUGUAGUCAUAGUCUCAUUACUCAUAUACAGCCCAUACAUACUCUGAUCAAAUACGUCUGAAUACACACAGUGUACAUACAUAUAUAUUACGUACAUCGAUCGAACUAUAGAUCGAUACAUACAGUCUAAAAAUGGAGAAAUACGAGCUGGUGAAGAACUUGGGAGCUGGGAAUUUCGGAGUAGCAAGGCUCUUAAGGCACAAAGAAACCAAGGAGCUUGUUGCCAUGAAGUACAUAGAACGAGGACAUAAGAUUGAUGAAAAUGUGGCAAGAGAAAUUAUAAACCACCGAUCGCUUCGACAUCCGAAUAUAAUUCGGUUUAAAGAGGUGGUUUUGACGCCAACACAUUUGGCCAUCGUGAUGGAGUAUGCUGCCGGAGGAGAGCUUUUUGACCGCAUCUGUACUGCCGGUAGAUUUAGUGAAAACGAGGCAAGGUACUUCUUUCAGCAGCUGAUUUCUGGAGUCUCCUACUGCCACUCCAUGCAAAUAUGCCACAGAGAUCUGAAAUUGGAAAACACGCUUUUAGAUGGAAGUCCAGCGCCACGCCUUAAGAUCUGCGACUUCGGCUACUCCAAGUCAUCGGUGCUGCACUCAAGACCCAAGUCGACGGUGGGAACACCGGCUUAUAUAGCACCCGAAGUUCUCUCCCGCCGAGAAUAUGAUGGCAAGUUGGCAGAUGUAUGGUCCUGUGGAGUUACUCUCUAUGUGAUGCUGGUUGGAGCUUAUCCUUUUGAAGAUCCAGAUGACCCCAAGAACUUCAGAAAGACAAUUUCAAGAAUAAUGGCUGUUCAAUACAAAAUCCCAGACUAUGUCCAUAUCUCUCAAGAUUGCAGGCAUCUUCUCUCGCGUAUUUUUGUCGCCAAUCCUUCCAGGAGGAUCAAUAUAAAGGAGAUCAAGAGCCAUCCAUGGUUCUUGAAGAACUUGCCCAAGGAACUCUCGGAAGCUAAUCAGGCAAUGUAUUACAAGAAAGAUAAUCCCAGCUUUUCCCUUCAGAGCAUCGACGAGAUUAUGAAAAUUGUGAGCGAAGCGAGAAAUCCCCCGCCCUCGUCUAGGCCGGUGCCCGGGUUCGGGUGGGGAGGAGAAGAAGAAGAGGAAAAUAAGGAAGAUGAAGAAGCUGUGGAGGAAGAGGAAGAAGAAGACGAGUAUGAGAAGCAAGUGAAGCAAGCUCAUGCAAGUGGAGAAUUCAAUGUCAAAUAAGCAGUAUAGUUCUUGCUGCAUUCUUCAACUUAACAACCCAAAAUUCAGUCACUUUGAUUCUUCAGUACUCUUCAUAAAAUAGCGUAAAUCAGUAUUUGAUUUCUGUGUUAUAUAUUACUUAACAUGUCUAAAUUUAGCUGGAUUUGGUUCAACAAAUGAAGCAAUGUAACCCUAUUUAGAAAUAAAAAUUGAAUUGAAUCAUCACUUGGUGUCGCUUAUGAUGGAAAAGUUGAA
Molecule: messenger RNA, 1475 nt
Organism: Sesamum indicum (sesame)
Lineage: Eukaryota; Viridiplantae; Streptophyta; Magnoliopsida; Lamiales; Pedaliaceae
Product: serine/threonine-protein kinase SAPK7
Biological process (GO): protein phosphorylation
Molecular function (GO): ATP binding; protein serine/threonine kinase activity
Source: RefSeq, a predicted model, not a curated record